Messenger RNA from Chinchilla lanigera (long-tailed chinchilla), 2797 nucleotides. RefSeq names its product myoneurin (gene Mynn). Gene Ontology annotation, biological process: regulation of transcription by RNA polymerase II. The record is from RefSeq and is a predicted model, not a curated record. Gene Ontology annotation, molecular function: RNA polymerase II cis-regulatory region sequence-specific DNA binding; protein binding; DNA-binding transcription activator activity, RNA polymerase II-specific. Bases 730 to 2562 code for a protein of 610 amino acids. NCBI's taxonomy places the organism in Eukaryota, Metazoa, Chordata, Mammalia, Rodentia, Chinchillidae. Gene Ontology annotation, cellular component: nucleus. The transcript is spliced from 8 exons.
UUCCUCCACUGUUGCGCAUGCCCAGUGCGCCCUACUGCUUUGCUCCGCUUUCGUGCGUCUCCGACUUCUAUCACCAGGUAAAGGCAUCCUGCAAGCCGAAUUACAGUUGGCUGGCGAAAAACAAAACCCAGGGGGUCCCAAGAGCCUUCGGGUAUGUAAAGGGAAAAGGGGUGAUCGGCCUUAGCUCAAACGUCCCCCAUGACCGAGACCCAGAGCACGCAAAGCAGCGGUACGCUCUGGCGAGGCCCCGAGGAAUGGGAGGAUGACGGGAGAAGACAAGGAACUACAAGCCCCAGCAUGCAGUGCGCAGCGUGGCUCCUGCGGAGGCCGACGGGCCGCGCCGCUCGGUCUCGCUUCGGUACCCCGGCCGCUUCUGGCUGACUGUCCGCCGACCGGAAUGCUCAGCAGGAGGAAGACGGACGCAGCGCUGAGAACAAGCCUUUAGCUCUAGUACCCCUGACUCCUGAAGUUCCUGGGCCCCUGGUAUGCUGGGCAGUGGGAACUCUGAGGGCUAGCGAAUCGGCCCUGAAGGGUGCCGGACCUUUACAACCUCGGAGCCACCUGCGUUGCUAAGUGACUGCGGAGCCGGACGUGACGCCACGGUGGAGGAAGAAGGGAGAGGCGGGGCGUGACGCAGUGACGUCCUCCCAAGAUGGCGGAGAGAGGGUGAAGAAACUGUUACCUCCGAGUGGCGAUCGAUCAAGGGUAAAAUUGCAUUCUGAUAUCAAAAUGCAGUAUUCACACCACUGUGAGCACCUUUUAGAGAGACUGAACAAACAACGAGAAGCAGGUUUUCUUUGUGACUGCACCGUAGUGAUUGGGGAAUUCCAGUUUAAAGCCCAUAGGAAUGUGCUCGCCUCGUUUAGUGAGUAUUUUGGUGCGAUCUACAGAAGCACUUCUGAAAACAAUGUUUUUCUUGAUCAGAGUCAGGUGAAGGCUGAUGGAUUUCAGAAAUUGUUGGAAUUUAUAUACACAGGAACUUUAAAUCUUGACAGUUGGAAUGUUAAAGAAAUUCAUCAAGCUGCUGACUUUCUCAAAGUGGAAGAAGUAGUAACUAAAUGUAAAAUAAAGAUGGAAGAUUUUGCUUUUAUUGCUAAUCCCUCUUCUACAGAGAUAUCUAGUAUUACUGGAAACAUUGAAUUGAAUCAACAGACUUGUCUUCUUACUCUACGAGAUUAUAACAGCCAAGAGAAAUCAGAAGAAUCUACAGAUUUAGUUCAGGCAAAUCCUAAACAAGGGGCUUUAGCAAAGAAGUCAUCUCAAAGUAAAAAGAAGAAAAAAGCUUUCAAUGCCCAGAAAACAGGGCAGAAUAAAACAGUGCAAUAUCCCAGGGACAUUUUAGAGAAUGCAUCUGUUGAAUUAUUCUUAGAUGCAAAUAAGUUGUCCACACCUGUAGUUGAACAAGUUACACAAAGAAAUGAUAAUUCAGAACUUGAGUUGACAUCAGUUGCGGAGAAUACUUUUCCAGCACAAGAUAUUGUACAAACUGUUACAGUGAAACGGAAACGUGGAAAAUCACAGCCAAAUUGUGCUCUGAAAGAACACUCUAUGUCUAAUAUAGCCAGUGUCAAAAGUCCUUAUGAGCUGGAGAACUCUGGGAAAGAGCUGGAUCAGAGGUAUUCCAAGACUAAGCCAAUGUGUAACACCUGUGGGAAGGUAUUUUCAGAAGCCAGCAGUUUGAGAAGGCACAUGAGAAUACAUAAAGGAGUUAAACCUUAUGUGUGCCACUUGUGUGGGAAGGCAUUUACUCAGUGUAACCAGCUGAAAACACAUGUAAGAACUCAUACAGGUGAGAGACCAUACAAGUGUGAAUUAUGUGAUAAAGGAUUUGCUCAAAAAUGCCAGCUUGUUUUCCAUAGUCGCAUGCAUCAUGGUGAGGAAAAACCCUAUAAAUGUGAUGUGUGCAACUUACAGUUUGCAACUUCUAGCAAUCUCAAGAUUCAUGCAAGGAAGCAUAGUGGAGAGAAGCCAUAUGUUUGUGAUAGAUGUGGACAGAGAUUUGCCCAAGCCAGCACACUGACCUACCAUGUCCGUAGGCAUACGGGAGAAAAGCCUUAUGUAUGUGAUACCUGUGGAAAGGCAUUUGCUGUUUCUAGUUCUCUUAUCACUCAUUCUCGAAAGCAUACAGGUGAAAAACCAUACAUAUGUGGUAUUUGUGGGAAAAGUUUUAUUUCCUCAGGAGAGCUCAACAAACACUUUCGAUCCCAUACAGGAGAAAGACCAUUUAUCUGCGAAUUAUGUGGAAAUUCUUACACAGAUAUUAAAAAUUUAAAGAAGCACAAAACAAAAGUCCACCCUGGUGCAGAUAAAUCUCUAGAGUCUAAUGCAGAGGAGCAUACUUUGAGUGAACAAGAUUCCACACAAAAAAGUCCUUUGUCAGAAACUAUAGAUGUGAAGCCUUCUGAUAUGACUCUACCCCUAGCUCUUCCACUUGGGACUGAGGACCACCACAUGCUUUUGCCUGUCACAGAUAAUCAGUCUCCUACAUCAGAUACAUUGUUGAGGUCAACUGUGAAUGGGUACUCAGAACCACAGUUGAUUUUUUUACAACAAUUAUACUGACAUUGUGAGGAAUGUGGAAUUGCUAAGACAUCUCUGGUAGUAAGCAUAAAUGUGUCUGAUAGGUGCAUAUAUUCAUAUUAAGUUUCCAUUCAUUUGGAUUGUGAUUAUUACUUUGAUUCACUGAAGUAAAAGCACCAGAUGCUGCAUCAUUACUGCAAUUGUUUGUUUUGAUUUUUGGCUUUUAUAUCUAGAACGUACAUACAGAUUUUUAGGAAUGAAUUAUAUCAUCACAGCA